AUGGUCGUCAUUUCACCACAAAAGCUCUCCCGGCAAAGUAGGAAGAUUGCCCAGACGUGCCGCACCGCCAUGAGCUUCAACGUCGAACCGUUGAAGCUUGAACCGGGCAAAAGGGUCAAAUUUGGGGCGAAAAUCACGAACCUGGAUAUCAACAAUGUCUCGGGCGAGUUUCUGGUUCCUGUAGACAAAGACCUCCAGCGCCUUAAAAAUGUUGUUUGGAACCACAAGUUUGUCAUCGUCAAGGGACAGCGAAACCUCGAGCCUGCCAAGCAAUGGGAACUGGUUACCAGGCUUGACCCCGAGGCAGGGCCACAGAGCCCAGAAAUCUUCAUGGCAGACUUCCACCCUGACGGAGGAGGUAUCCUUAAAGCAAGAGGAGUGACGGGCGUUCCCGGUGUCGAGAACGUCCAUGUCAUUGGCAAGGGCUACCAGGGCAAGGAACACUACGGGUUGAAGGACUUGAAUCUCAACAAGUCCUUCUCGUAUGAGAAUCACUACCCGACGUUGGGCCCCGAGGAGCUGGAGGGCGGACACACUCGGUUCCAGGGCUGGCACUUUGAUGCCCCGCUGUACAACCGGGAGCCGCCUCUGUUCACGGCGUUUCGUGUGAUCCGGCUGCCCCGAGGACCGGACGUGACGAUCCAGUGGGACAACGGAUCUGGACUGAGCAUGAAGUCCGCUCCGGGGCUCACGCCGUUCUUUUGCUGCUCGCAGCUCUACGAGGAGCUCAUGACGGAAGAUGAACGGCAGAUGGCCGAUAAUAGCUGGGUAGAGUACGCCGCGUUCCCGUACGAGUGGAACCGGAAGUGCAAGUUUUUCCCGACGGGACUCGGGAUUGUCAGCCAGGGCAAGGAGCUCAACGAAGACGAAUUGAAGGGACUGAGGCCCGACGAGGCCAAGAUCAGACGAUACCCGAUGGUUUGGGUCAAUCCCGCCACAGGACGGAAGUGUUUUCAAGUGCAAGCCAACGCAGCCAGGAAGCUCUUCAUCAGGAGGAGCCCAGGCGACGAAGUCAGGGUAGUCGACGACGUCGUCGAAGUUCGGCGUAUUUUGCUCGACAUACAGCUGCGUAUUCUGAAGCCUGAGUACAUCCUGAUCCCGCCGGAAGAAGAGGGAGACCUGUUGCUGUGGGACAAUUGGGCGACGAUGCAUAGCCGUGUGGACUACCCGGCUCGGUAUGGACCCAAGCUCUGUCACCAAGCGGGGACGAACGCAAGCAGAGUGCCCGUGGGACCUGCUGCGGCUCCUGUGUUCUAG
This is a messenger RNA of Colletotrichum higginsianum IMI 349063, 1257 nucleotides long. RefSeq names its product Alpha-ketoglutarate dependent xanthine dioxygenase. The coding region runs from base 1 to 1257 and encodes 418 amino acids. Gene Ontology annotation, molecular function: oxidoreductase activity. The record is from RefSeq and is a predicted model, not a curated record. NCBI's taxonomy places the organism in Eukaryota, Fungi, Ascomycota, Sordariomycetes, Glomerellales, Glomerellaceae. The transcript is spliced from 5 exons.